Molecule: messenger RNA, 1567 nt
Organism: Nelumbo nucifera (sacred lotus)
Lineage: Eukaryota; Viridiplantae; Streptophyta; Magnoliopsida; Proteales; Nelumbonaceae
Source: RefSeq, a predicted model, not a curated record
AUGCCCAUAACAGUGAAAGCAGAUGUCUACAGCUUUGGAAUUGUGUUGCUGGAGAUGGUAUGUUGUCGUCGUAGUGUGGAUAUCAGUCUUCCUGAGGAUGAAAUAGUUCUUACAGAUAGGGUCUACGACUGUUACAUGGCUGGUGAGCUAAACAAGCUACUGGGUGAUGAAGAGGUGGAGAAGAGAGGAUUGGAGAGGAUGGUUACUGUGGGUCUUUGGUGCAUCCAGGAUGAGCCAUCCCUCCGUCCCUCGAUGAAGGUGGUCUUAAUGUUGGAAGGGACUGUAGAAAUUCCAAUUCCUCCUGAUCCCUCAUCUUUCCUAAAUUUGGACCCUCCCCACUCCCUUAAAGCUGCAGCGUUCUGUCUUGCACCCUCUCCAUCUCUAAUGGCGUCUAAGCUGCCUGUAUUCUUUGUGUUUGUGUUUCUCUCCGUACUUUGUUUAGUUGUUGGGGCUCAACAAAAUCUUUCAAAUUUGAUCAAUUUGGGCUCUUCGCUCUCCCCAUCCACUCAACCCAACUCAUGGCUCUCAUCCUCCGGCCGAUUCGAAUUUGGCUUCUACCCAGAAGGCAAAGGCUUCUCCGUCGGAAUUAGGUUGGUUGGAAACCCCGAAAAGACAGUUGUCUGGACUGCAAGACGCGACGACCCACCGGUCUCCUCGAAUGCUACCCUAGCUUUGACCAAGGAGGGUUGGCUUGUUCUGCGGACAGAAAAAGGUGAAGAGAUAAACAUCACCGGCGCGUCUGAUCCCGCUUCCUUUGCUUCAUUGCUCGACUCUGGCAAUUUUGUGCUCUACGACAAUGUUUCAAAUGUGAUCUGGAAGAGCUUCGAUUCUCCCACUGACACCAUAUUGGGUGGUCAGAAUCUAACCAACGGCAAUUUGUUGGUUUCCAGUGUAUCAAACACUGACCACUCAAGUGGACGAUUUAUUCUCUAUAUGCAGUCAGAUGGUAACCUUGUUGCUUACCCGAUAAACACCACAGCCGAAUCCCUCAACGCGUAUGAUUGGACGAGCACAUAUACCGGAGGAGACAGCAUCAACUUAAAUCUCGAUUACAACGGCAACCUAUUCCUCAGCCAACAGGGUUCUUUGCUACUCCUUCUAGUCAACCUGUCGUCGUCCAGCUCCAGCGGACACGGGGCGGUUGUUUACCGUGCAACACUUGACCCCAAUGGUAAUUUCCUGCUGUAUUCUCAUAGCUUUAGCAGCGGUGGUAGCGCCACCAUGAAGCUUGAGUGGUCGGCGUUGCAAGACCAGUGUGAAGUCAAGGGUUUCUGCGGCUUCAACAGCUAUUGCGCUCUCAUGGGUAGUGAACAUGAUUGCCUUUGUUUUCCUGGUUUCAACUUUAUCGAUCCCAAUCAAAAGUUCCUCGGCUGCCAGGGUGACUUUGGUCCAGAAGGUUGCAGAGACUGGAAAGAGGCAGUGAAACAGUACACGGUUAUUCAAAUGAAGGAUCUGGUUUUUCCCGUACCGCCUUACUCCGUAGUGCCAAUGACGGAAGCAGAUUGCAGCAAAUCGUGUUUAGAAGACUGUAAUUGCGGAGCGGCGCUGUUUGAUAGUAAUGGGAAUU